AUGCCAUCCAAGCCGGUGCCGCGCCCAAGCCCCAAGCCAUCGCCCCGGCCCAGCCCCAAGCCCAAGCCUGUGCCACAGCCAGCCUCCAGCAACGCCUUCUACAGCCCAUUCUUUGGGAGGAACGGGGAGAUGUGGAGCCCCCGGGCUCGCCUGGCAGACUGGAGUUAUGCCGGUUACAUGGGCCUGCAGGCCGCCAUCCCCAGCUACCCAGUCAAGUUUAAUGUGCGGGAUUUUGGGGCGAAAGGAAAUGGCAAAACAGACGACACCAAGGCAUUCAUAGCGGCGCUGGCGGCAGCCUCCGAGGUGGCAGCGCUGUUCAACACAUUUGACUGUAGCACGCGUUGGCGACAGAGGCGGUGCACGAGCCCGCACAAUGGCUUCCUGAACCAGGGCAAACAGGGUGUGGCCGUGUUUGUGCCGCCCGGCACGUAUGUCAUCACCCAGAGCAUCACCAUCACCCAAAGCAAUGUGGUGCUGCGAGGCGCCAGCAUGGGAAACACUAUCCUGUUCUUCCCCAAGCCGCUUCAAGCCAUUUACGGCAGGAGCCAGUCCUGGUCCUUCGGCAGCGGGUUCCUGAUCAUCGACGGCAACAAUGCCGGCGGCAACCAAGCCAAGUACCAGCUGGCGCGGGUCACAGCCGACGCCGACAAGGGCAGCUGGCGCCUGCAGGUCAGCAGCACUGCUGGCAUCCAAGUGGGCCAGUGGGUGCGCAUCUAUGCGCUGGCCCCCUCCCCAAACAGACGCCGCCAGCUGCUGCAGAACGGCACCGCCGUGCCCGCCAGCGGGCCCGGGGGCGACGCGGUGGGCAUCGCCGUCGAGCAGAGCGGCGCGGGCGGCGGCGCGGGCGGCCUGCUGCCUCUCACCCCCGUGCUCCAGCGCCAGGUGGCGGUGGCUGCUGAGUAUGCAGCCUCCGAGCUGGCUGAGGAGGGGGUGUGGGCUUCAGCCAGGGGCGGCACCCUGGAUGCCUACCUGUAUGGAGACAACCUGGUGGACAGCGGCACCAAUGCGUUUGAGGGUGCGGACCACAUCCGUUUCUCUUUCAGAGUUACGGCCAAGGGCAGCAACUGGAUCCAGCUGUCACGGCCCCUGCCUUACAACCUCCGCACUCGGUGGCAGGUGCAUGUGUACCAAAUCUACGCCUCUGUGCAGCAUAGCGGCAUAGAGAACUUCACUUUCAAGUUCCCCUGGGAUGUCUACCCAGUGCAUCUGGGGUGCAAGGGCUACAAUGCCAUUGCAGUCACCAGCGUCGUCAAUGCCUGGAUCCGCAACAUCAGGAUCAUCAACGCCGACAACGGCAUCGUGGUCACCCAGUCUGACUUUGUGAGUGUGCGGUCCGUCUCGUUGGUGGUGGAGAGGCCGCGCUGGAGCCAGAGCACCUACCCCGACAACGGCCACCAUGCCCUCAUGAUCGGCCGCUCCGCAGACGUCUCCUUCCGCUUCUUCAACAUCGGGACCCGCUAUAUGCACGACCUGUCCCUGGAUGGCUUUGCAGAGCGGAAUGUGUUUUCUAGCGGCACGGGCGUCGAUAUGAACAUCGAUUGCCACCGUGCAGGGCCUCACAACAACCUGUUCGGCCUCUUGAGGCUGGGCAAGGCCACACGCGCCUUCCGCAGCGGCGGCGAAGAGACCCGGGGCGCACACUCAGGCGCGCGCGCCAACAACACGUUCUGGAACAUAGCCCCAUCUGCGCGAGGCGCCAAGCUGGAGCUGCCGUCCUGCGAAUUUGGCCCGCUGCUCAACUUCAUUGGCUCCUACCUGCCCCCCGUCCAGUCCAGGGACUCACGCUAUGCGGAGUCGGUCGCCGCUACCUCUGCCGCCACUGAGGGCAACGCGACUUUGGGCGGCAUCGGCGGCAGCAAUGCCACGGGCGCCACUAUCAGCAGCGAUGGCGGCCUGGUCGGCAUCGCAGAUGCAUACAACCCGGCAUGGUGCUUGAAGAAGAAGUGGCGAAUCACCCUGGUGCCGCCGGGCCGGGUGCUGCUCCCUAGCAACCUGUUCCAAGCCAUGGCGGAUACGCGCAGGCAGCGGGGACUGGGCUAG
Messenger RNA from Chlorella variabilis, 2040 nucleotides. RefSeq lists its product as hypothetical. NCBI's taxonomy places the organism in Eukaryota, Viridiplantae, Chlorophyta, Trebouxiophyceae, Chlorellales, Chlorellaceae. The transcript has 15 exons. The record is from RefSeq and is a predicted model, not a curated record. The coding region runs from base 1 to 2040 and encodes 679 amino acids.